AAGCAGAUGCAUUGUGGGUUAAUUUAAAUAUGGCGGCACCCAUAUUGAAAUGGAAGCGGCUAACAAAUGCAUCAGGACCAUGCCCAAGACCUCGACAUGGACACCGUGCAGUUGCAAUCAAAGACUUAAUGGUCAUUUUUGGUGGCGGAAAUGAAGGGAUCGUUGAUGAGCUGCAUGUCUACAAUACCGCAACAAACCAGUGGUUUGUCCCAGCUGUUAGAGGAGACAUUCCACCAGGAUGUGCAGCCUAUGGCUUUGUUUGUGAUGGAACAAGAAUUUUGGUUUUUGGUGGAAUGGUGGAGUAUGGAAAAUAUUCUAAUGAACUAUAUGAAUUACAAGCCAGUCGAUGGGAAUGGAAAAGAUUAAAACCUAGACCUCCAAAGAAUGGGGUUCCACCAUGCCCAAGGCUAGGACAUAGUUUUACCUUACUAGGAAACAAAGCUUAUUUGUUUGGUGGAUUGGCAAAUGAUAGUGAAGAUCCAAAGAACAACAUCCCAAGAUAUCUAAAUGAUUUGUAUACACUUGAAAUGAAGCAGAACUCAAGUACCAUGUCCUGGGACAUCCCACCUAUAGUUGGUCAGCCUCCACCACCCAGAGAAUCUCAUUCCUGUUGUGGAUACACAGAAAAAGAUGGGCGUCGUCCUCGAUUAUUGAUUUAUGGUGGCAUGAGUGGAUGUCGCCUUGGAGAUUUGUGGCAGUUAGAAAUAGAUACAAUGACAUGGACGAAACCAGUUAUACAGGGAAUCCCACCAUUACCCAGAAGCCUUCAUUCAUCAACAGUUAUCAGCAAUCGUAUGUUUAUAUUUGGAGGAUGGGUUCCACUUGUAAUGGAUGAUGUCAAAGUUGCCACUCAUGAAAAGGAAUGGAAAUGCACAAAUACAUUAGCAUCAUUGAAUUUGGAUACAAUGACUUGGGAACCUCUUGCAAUGGAGGUAUUUGAGGAUGCACUGCCCCGCGCAAGGGCUGGACAUUGUUCUGUAUCUAUACAUACACGACUUUACAUAUGGAGUGGUAGAGAUGGCUAUAGAAAGGCUUGGAACAAUCAGGUUUGCUUCAAAGAUCUAUGGUUCCUAGAAACAGAAAAGCCUCCAGCUCCAUCGCGAGUUCAGUUAGUGAGAGCUAGCACUAACACAUUAGAAGUAUGUUGGGGUAGUGUACCCACAGCUGAUGCAUACCUGUUACAGUUACAGAAAUAUGACCUGCCACCAGCCCAGGCCCUGACCCCUACUGCUGUGCCUCAGACCAAUCCACUGGCUAAAGCAAUUGCAGCACCACAGCAAACUACAACUGUGGUCAGACCACAAACACAAGGAAUAGCACACCUACGUGCAGGGGCUUUGGGUGGUGUUUCCAUGACAACACCUCAAACCAUCAGAGUUACAGCUGUGGCAGCCAGACAGAAGACACCUAUCACUGUUAACCCAGCAACGACAGCCAUACGAGUAGCUUCUCCACAUAUUGUAAACCUGACACAAGCUCAGAAAGCUAACAUUGUCACAUCAUCUAGUGGAAUGACGGGCAUUGCAGCUCUUGCUGCUGCUGCUGCAGCCACACAGAAAAUACCUGGCACAACAGUAUCUACAGGUACUCCACAAGUUCCAGGGAUUAAAGUGGUAACACCUACUAUUGUUACACCUUCAGGGAUGAAAGUUACACCUGUACAGAGUAGAAUAGGAACACCUACUCAGACAGUGAGAGUUGCUACGCCAGGAACCACCAUAUUGAAAUCUACACCAGGAUCAAUACAACAAACUAUAGGAGGAAAACAAAUCAUCACAGUACACAAAGCAGGUGGAGGGUCAUCAGGGACAGGUCAUCCUCAGAUUGUAACACUUGUUAAAACAAAUCAAGGCAUGCAAGUAGCUACGACCAAAGGACCUCUGCCACAAGGAGCCACUAUUGUCAAGUUGGUAACCACACAAGCAAGUGGCACUCAUGGUAAACAAACAGCUAUUAUUACCACCAGUCAGCCUGGGCAGACACCUUCUACUAUUUUAGGAAUUAACAGUGUACAACCACAGCAAGUAUCAUCCAACACUAGAACAAUAAUAAAGACCAUUCCUUCAUCAAUGUUGUCAAUGGCCAAGGCUGGGACAGGUACUGUAACAACACAAGCUGGAUCUAAAACAAUCGUGAUUGCAGCACCAAAGGGCAGUACUUCAGGUCUGUCUGGAAACCAGCAUAAAAUAAUCACAUCAAUGCCAAAGUUGGGUGGCACUGGAAAUACUCAGUUCAUUGUUGUUAGUCCACAAUCAUCUCAGGGAAUAUCCACGUCAGUUACUGGAAAACCAUUAUCAGUGACUACGCUUCCAGCAGGAACACAGCAACACAUUAUAUCGGGAUCACCAUUAGCUAAACCAGCCAUCAAUAUAAUUUCAACACAAGGAACGCAGCAAUCUGGUGGAACAAUAAUCAAGACCAUAGCUGCCACACCAUCUCAGUCUGCAGCCACAUCAUUAUUAUAUACUACACAGGCAACGCCAGCUCCAUCAACACCUACUAUUUCCCUCAUAACACAGCCAUCAAUUUCUCAGUCUCCAGUCACAAUGACAACUCAGCCAGUUUCUGUGGCAGCUCAAGGCAUCUCAUCAACACCAAAACCAGUUCAGAUAACUAUAACUCCAGCUAGUGCUAAAACAACGACAACAGCUCCAGUUGUCUUAACUCAGGCAGCAGCCACAACAACACAGCAAGCCCCAUGUACUGAUGGUCAUAACUGUCCAGGAGAUGAAACUCAGCCACAAGCUGUUUGCACAGAUGGCCAUAAUUGUCCUGGGGAUGAACCACCGAAAGCAGUCUGUACAGAUGGCCAUAAUUGUCCUGGGGAUGAACCACCCAAGGAAGUAUGCACUGAUGGCCAUAAUUGUCCUGGGGAUGAACCACCCAAGGAAGUAUGCACUGAUGGCCAUAAUUGUCCUGGGGAUGAACCACCCAAGGAAGUAUGCACUGAUGGCCAUAAUUGUCCUGGGGAUGAACCACCCAAGGGAGUAUGCACUGAUGGCCAUAAUUGCCCUGGGGAUGAACCACCCAAAGAAGUAUGUACUGAUGGCCAUAAUUGUCCAGGAGAUGAACCACCCAAGGGAGUAUGCACUGAUGGCCAUAAUUGUCCAGGGGAUGAACCACCAAAAGAAGUAUGUACUGAUGGCCAUAAUUGUCCCGGAGAUGGAGGAGAUGAAGUAGAUGGAACACCACCUGGUGAAUGUAAAGAUGGUCAUAAUUGUCCAGGGGAUGAAAAUAAUCCAACACAAAGUGGAGUUUGUACAGAUGGCCAUAAUUGCCCAGGAGAUGAAAAUAAUCCGACACAAAGCGGAGUUUGUACCGACGGCCAUAAUUGUCCCGGGGAAGAAAAUAAUCCGACACAAAGUGGAGUUUGUACUGAUGGCCAUAAUUGUCCAGGGGAUGAAAAUAGUCAGACACAAAGUGGAGUUUGUACAGAUGGUCAUAAUUGCCCGGGAGAUGAAAAUAGUAGUCAGACACAAAGUGGAGUUUGUACAGAUGGCCAUAAUUGCCCGGGAGAUGAAAAUAGUCAGACACAAAGUGGAGUUUGUACAGAUGGCCAUAAUUGCCCAGGAGAUGAAAAUCAAGGGCAAACAACAGAUUCUACGCAACAAGGAUUAAUAGAAACACCUGCCUCAAUGGCUGCUGAUAGUGCUAUAACAAACUCUGAUCUUUUAAGUAAUGUGCCAAUGAUUGAUCCAGUUACAGCCGCAAUUCCAUCACAGCUGACAUCACAUGACCCAGAACCUGAACCAAUGGAUAUAUCUGGAUCACAUGUUAGUGCAUUACAACAACUGCAGGAACCUCUUGCUGACAUUAAUCCCACUUUACCAGCAGACAUAUUACAGCCUUCAGAAGGUCAAAUAUCAAUGCCUACACAAGAGGAAGCUUUAGCUGUGACACAAGCUCUAGCUCUUGUACAGGAUCAGGCUCUAGCUGCAGCUCAGGGACAUGCCUUAGAACUGCCCGAUCAGUUAUUAGCUCAGCCAGAACAAAAGAUGGAAGAACCAAAAGAUGAAGCUAUGGACACAUCUACUGGUUUACCUGCAAGUCUUCCUGAUACCAGUGCUCAACAGUUGACUAGUGCUGCAUCAGUAGAUAGUACAGCCAUGUCAUUAGGACUGGUACCACCUACACAAGGAAUCCUCCCUCAGAUCUCAAGCUCAAUGGACUCAGAUCCUUUGUCUACCUUGGCAUCAGCAGCAAUCUCAUCAAAUUCAGCAAUAUCUUCUACUAAUGGUAUAAAACAGGAACCUGAUGCAUCUAAUGGAAUUAAAAUAGAGCCAGGAACAGAAGUCAAACAGGAAACUAGUACCACUCCAAUAAAAAUGCCAACAACUCCAAUAAAGAAGGAAGCUAACCAGUGGUAUGAUGUAGGAAUCAUUAAAGGAUCAUCGUGUCUGGUCUCACAUUUCUAUCUGUCAUCAGAUGGACUACAGGGCAAUGGGGAUGACGUUGAUGUUGUUAGCAUACCUGAUCACAGUGUUCUAAAGAAACAAGAGUUACUACCAGGAACAGCAUAUAAAUUCCGAGUGGCAGGUAUAAAUGCUUGUGGACGAGGACCAUUCAGUGAGAUAUCUGCAUUUAAGACCUGUCUGCCUGGCUAUCCUGGUGCUCCAUCAGCAAUCAAGAUUAGUAAGAGUCCAGAGGGUGCCCACUUAUCAUGGGAACCUCCACAAAACACAGCAGGAAAAAUCACAGAAUACUCUGUUUACUUGGCUGUACGUAAUGCUGCAUCACAGACUGAUCAAAAACCAGGAGCACCAGCUCAGCUGGCAUUUGUCAGGGUCUACUGUGGACCUGCACCAACAUGUACAGUGACAACAGCAAGUCUGGCCUCAGCUCACAUUGACUAUACAACAAAACCAGCCAUUAUCUUCCGUAUUGCUGCUAGAAAUGAAAAAGGAUAUGGACCUGCUACACAAGUCAGGUGGCUUCAAGAUGCCCAAAGUCCUGCCACACAAAAGGUUGCAGUGAAGAGAACAAUAACAACUACUGCUGUUACUACAGCUGAUGUACGGCAGCAGUUAGCAGGAAUAGGACAAGUUAAAAAGAUCAAAACAGAGGAAAAUCAGUUAUAAAUUGAUCUUUUAUUGUUAUUAGUUAGUUAUAUUUUGUUAAAUGAAUGUAACUGUUAAGUUUGUAAUAUCAAAAAAUUGUGUUAAACUUUACCUAGAUAUCAACUGGUAUGGUUGUAAAUUAAAUAGAAAAAAACCUAUUACAUUAGAUAUGACCAAAGUUAAAUGUUAUGUUGAUAUAUGAUUAAUCAUAUUCACAAUUCCUGCUGACACUUAUUCAUAUGCUAAUAUGUUUUGUUUAACUUGAAUUGAAGAUGAUUAAACUAGAUUAUUCAAAGGUUUUGUCAGAAUGUGAAGGGUUAUAUUUCACAGUUGACCGAAACUAAUAAUUGUCCAUCAUUAAACUUGGUCAAAUUUUUUUUUUUUUUUGUCAUUACACUUAUUCUGUUUUGUUGUAAGUGUUUUGAAAAGCUGGAGAUUGCAUAAAUUGCAAGUAUAUGUAUGCUUCCCAAGCUAUUUCUUGGAUAAUUUACAGUCUUCAGUACUAGUGCUAUACUUCUUAAUUGUUAUUAAUGUUGGACACAUUUUAAUGCUGAAAUAUUUUUAAGUUCCUUUUACUAAUGUAGUCUUUGUUUUAAUGUAAUUCAUUGAAAAAAUCAUUCAAAGCAGAAGAUCUCUUCAUAAAUUUUAUCAUUCAUUCUUCAUGUUACAUUAUAGUGCCUGUUAAACAAUCAUAAAAUAUCAAUGGCAAAGGAGGGAAUUGUUCUAAUUUUUCAUUAUUUUCAAAUUAACAUUAGAUAUUUAUAUUCUUAUUUACUUAAUUGUAUUAAAGAUAUUCUGUGCAGCUUUUAAAGAGUUUUGACCUAUGAGUUUGAAAUCAUAAUUGCAGAAUAUAUGUAUGAUUUUACAGAUGGCCAAGAUUGAUUGUUAUUUAUUUAGAUGGUGACAUAAUGCAUUUAAGACAUGAGAACAAGUUACAUCUGUACUAUGUUGCAAAUACAGUGAUAGGGUUAGCCAAAUCAUAUCUUAAAGAGCAGAAAACAAAAUAGUUCAGUGUAAAAAGUAUAUUUUUGACAUGCCUGGUUACAUCAUGACUUUUAACAUUUACCAGGGAUGUUUUCGUAUUAAUUUAUUAGUCUGCAUAUAUGUACCUCUUUUUGAACCGCCUCAGGUUCAUACUAAAUGUCAAGUAAUAUAAAAUGAUAAAAAUUCUUCAUUUCCUUUUUAGCUCACCUGGCCCAAAGGGCCAAGUGAGCUUUUCUCAUCACUUGGCGUCCGUCGUCCGUCGUCCGUAAACUUUUACAAAAAUCUUCUCCUCUGAAACUACUGGACCAAAUUUAACCAAACUUGGCCAAUAUCAUCAUUAGGGUAUCUAGUUUAAAAAAUGUGUCUGGUGACCCAGCCAACUAACCAAGAUGGCCGCCAUGGCUAAAAAUAGAACAUAGGGAUAAAAUGUAGAUUUUGGCUUUUAUCUCUGAAACCAAAGCAUUGAGAGCAAAUCUGACAAAGGUUAAAAAUGUUUAUUAGCUCAAGAUCUAUCUGCCCUGAAAUUGUCAGAUGAAUCGGACAACCCGUUGUUAGGUUGCUGCCCCUGAAUUAGUAAUUUUAAGGAAAUUUUGCCGUAUUUGGUUAUUAUCUUGAAUAUUAUUAUAGAUAGAGAUAAACUGUAAACAGCAAUAAUGUUCAGCAAAGUAAGUUCUACAAAUAAGUCAACAUGACCAAAAUGGUCAGUUGACCCCUUAAGGAGUUAUUGCUCUUUUAUAGUCAAUUUUUAACAAUUUUUUGUAAAUUUUUGUUAUCUUUUACAAAAAUCUUCUCCUCUGAAACUACUAAGAUGAAUUUAACUAAAGUUGUAAACAAUCAUCAUUAGGGUAUGUAGUUUAAAAAUUGUGUUUGAUGACCCCGCCCUCAAACCAAGAUGGCCGACAUGGCUAAUAAUAGUACAUAAGGUAAAAUGCAGUUUUUGGCUCAUAUAUCUAAACCCAAAGCAUUUCUAGCAAAUCUUUCAAACACAAAAUUGUUCAUUAGGUCAAGAUCUAUCUGCCCUUAAAUUUUCAGACCAUUCAGGCAACCCGUUGUUGGGUUGCUGCCCCUGAAUUGGUAAUUUUUAGAAAUUUUUUCAGCUUUUGGUUAUUAUCUUGAAUAUUAUUAUAGAUAGAGAUAAACUGUAAAGAGCAAUAAUGUACAGCAAAGUAAGACCUACAAAUAAGUCACAUGACCAAAAUGGUCAAUUGACCCCUUAAGGAGUCAUUGCCCUUUAUAAUAAAUUUUUAACAAUUUUCAUAAAUUUUGUAAAUUUUUACAAAAUAAUUUCCACUGAAACUACAGGACCAAGUUCAUUAUAGAUAAGAGAUAAUUGUAAGCAUCAAGAAUGUUCAGUAAAGUAAGAUCUACAAACACAUCACCAUCACCAAAACACAAUUUUGUCAUGAAUCCACCUGUGUCCUUUGUUUAAUAUGCACAUAGACCAAGGUGAGCGACACAGGCUCUUUAGAGCCUCUAGUUAUCUUUAAGAAAAGGAUAAUUUGAAAGAGAUAUUUUUGAUAAAAACAAUGCAGUUUCAAUAGGAUACAUUUUUUAUUUCUAUUCUUACUAUUAAUGACUAUAUAUGCAUUCAUGGACUUAACAUGGAUGUAAACUGUCACUACAUGAUAGAAACUUGUUCAGUUAGUACAGACCUUGCAUUAAUCUCACAUUAGACUUUACUGUCAAUUGUACAGAAUAUUAGUGGCUUAUAGUAAUUAGAUGUAUCUUAGAAAUAAAAAAGAAUUUUUAUUAACCAUAAAACUUUAAUUUAACCAAAGUUAAUGGGUCUGACAAGUGUAAAUUUCUGUAAAUAUUGACAUGAUAGACAAGUAUUGUAGUUAACUUUCAUCCAUUAUAUAUAAUUCUGUAUUACAACAUUAUUGCAUGUUUUCUUGUGGUUCCUAAUACCAAUCAUUGUUUGAAAUAUGAAUUCAGAAUAAAAUAAUCAAUUUUCAUUUCCUAAGAACAUCUCAUAAAUUAUUUACAAAACAUUUGAUUCAACUGGUUAUACUAACAGCUAUCUAUAAAGCAAGAAAUAAGAUAAAUGGAAAAACAAAAUUAGUUGGUGACAGAUAAUUGAAUUAUUGUUUCUCACAUCCAAAAAUGAAAAUGAAAGUUAGAAAUAAGUUAUCACGAAGGUACUAUUAAUUUAGAGUGAGAACCAAUAAUUGAUGAUUAUAAUUUUUAAUAUUUGAUAAUAUUGUCUGAGCACAACCAGGGUAAGGGUGCAGUUUUGAUGUAAGAUGGUAAGGGCAUUAUUUAGAUGAAAGAAAUGAGAUGUAAUUGUAAUUAAGAUACUAAUGGAGGAUUUUUAUAUGAACCCAUAAAAUGAAAUAAUAUGUCAACAUCUUUACUUGUAUAUUUUGUUUACACCAUUGUUUGUAUAUGUAAAAAAGUCAUCUGUACAUUACCAUGAAUGUAUUGCUUUUAAAUAUAGCAUACAAAAUAUUUUA
Messenger RNA from Mytilus californianus (California mussel), 8494 nucleotides. RefSeq names its product host cell factor 1-like. Gene Ontology annotation, cellular component: histone methyltransferase complex. Gene Ontology annotation, biological process: regulation of DNA-templated transcription; chromatin remodeling. The record is from RefSeq and is a predicted model, not a curated record. Lineage: Eukaryota; Metazoa; Mollusca; Bivalvia; Mytilida; Mytilidae. Gene Ontology annotation, molecular function: protein binding; transcription coactivator activity. The transcript is spliced from 22 exons. Bases 30 to 5078 code for a protein of 1682 amino acids.